Messenger RNA from Penicillium arizonense, 1179 nucleotides. RefSeq lists its product as uncharacterized. NCBI's taxonomy places the organism in Eukaryota, Fungi, Ascomycota, Eurotiomycetes, Eurotiales, Aspergillaceae. The transcript is spliced from 4 exons. The record is from RefSeq and is a predicted model, not a curated record. Gene Ontology annotation, molecular function: oxidoreductase activity. The coding region runs from base 1 to 1179 and encodes 392 amino acids.
AUGGGGGAUCAUUCUGGACAUUCCGUGAAGCAUGUCGAUACGGAACUUAUGUUCUGGAGAGCAUCAGGGGGCGACAAUCGUGUCCAGAUCGACUUCACCAAUGGGAACCCUGAGGAGGGUCUCAAGGCAAUGCGGGCUCAUGAUCAGAUGCACCGAGUAAGAGUGCAUGACAUCCGAGGCCAGGAAUCCAACUUCACGCUGGACAAAAAUGGCUUUGUAUAUGUGUCACAUGAUAUGCCUGGGGAUGCCACAGAUGAAGAACAGGUUAAAGACACCCUCGUCCCUAAGACAGAGGAACUAGUUCGCCAAAUAACUGGGGCAACCAGGACGGUCACCUUUGCACAUCGAGUCCGAUGCCUCGCGACAGAUGCGUCCUUGCAUGCCAAUAAUCGCGCACCCGCACAUAGCGUGCAUUCAGACUUCACUGCCGAAGGGGCAUUGCACCAUCUGGAGUCCGUUAUACCCGACGAACAGGAGCGGACCCGUCUCCUAGCUGGCCGAGUCCUGAUCAUCAAUGUGUGGCGACCGUUGAAAACCAUCCAGCGAGAUCCCCUUGCAGUUUGUGACUGGAACUCGGUCAAUCCACGCGACAACAUUCCCACGCGGCUGAUAUUGGCUCGUGGCUGGAAUGAACUAAGCCGGUAUGCCUUCAGUGCAGACCAGCGAUGGUACUAUCUGGGCCGUCAGCAGCCUCACGAGCCUUUGAUCUUUACACAAUUCGACAGUGACAAAGGGGUCAGCGUCCCACACUCUGCAUUUGUCGACCCUGAGUUUCAAGAUGGGGCAGCCAGGGAGAGCAUUGAAAUUAAGAUGAUGGGCCGACAUAACAGACGUCGCACCCGUCCUCGUUCACGCAACCGAUCUAUAACUUUUCAACCCGAAACCCCGGCAUCCAUUCAGACACCCCAGAACAUCUUCUGUGAGCCUGUGUCUAUCGACAACUCUCCAUGCACUUCAUGUGGAUCCCCAGCUGUACCCCCCGCCCCGAUAUGGCAUUUUGGGUAUACAGCAUGGCAGACCCGUGAACGCCCAACGGGGCUGGAAUCAGGCCACGAUGAACAAUAUCGUCUGUUCGGCGGAGAGCCGGGUGACGACAUGAGUCUCUGUGAUCGGAUGCUCGAGUACUUUGGCGGACUUGACUAUAUCGAUUCAACAAGUGGCCAUGCCCUUGGAGAUUGA